This is a messenger RNA of Aspergillus campestris IBT 28561, 3081 nucleotides long. RefSeq names its product putative C6 finger domain protein. The transcript has 4 exons. Gene Ontology annotation, biological process: positive regulation of transcription by RNA polymerase II. Gene Ontology annotation, molecular function: DNA-binding transcription factor activity, RNA polymerase II-specific; zinc ion binding; transcription cis-regulatory region binding. The record is from RefSeq and is a predicted model, not a curated record. Lineage: Eukaryota; Fungi; Ascomycota; Eurotiomycetes; Eurotiales; Aspergillaceae. Bases 1 to 3081 code for a protein of 1026 amino acids. Gene Ontology annotation, cellular component: nucleus.
AUGGGGAAUAUCAGCCCAACGGAGGAGGUUCACAUGGACCUGGAGUACAGCCUGGCGGACGGUGAUCAACAGCUUGCACCAGAGACAGUACCAAAUACCCAGACGCAAAGAGCUACCAAAAAACGGACCAAAACUGGGUGCUUGACCUGUCGACAACGUCGCAUCAAAUGCGGCGAAGAGAAGCCCGUAUGCAGUAAUUGCAUCAAAUCGAAGCGCGAGUGUAAAGGCUAUGCCCAGCGCCUGGUGUUUAAACACCCUCUGGGACCUCCGGAAUCGUCGGGUUCUCAGCACCUUUUUGACGUGCAGACUCAAUCCGUUCCGCUGGGACCGUCUUCUGUGGGAUAUGGCGGACCUGCAUUCGCUCAGCAGAGGUCUUCUGGUUCUCAGCCUAUUUUGGCUCCAAUGCCCAUGGUGUCUGCUUCAUAUCAGCCUCCGUCGACCGAUGUUUACUUGCCGAAUGAGGCAAUCCACGAAGCGGGCUCUAUGCCGAUCCCUUACCCUGUACCUCGGCAUACAGGUCAACUUUCCGCGUCUGAUACCCCAGUGACACCAACCUUUCCGCCUUAUACGCAUCCACAAGAUUGCUUGGAUGAUCCAAGCGGCCGUUACACGCAUAAUAAUCCGGGGCCAGAGUUUGUCAGUAGUGCUGGUAGUGCCCACCAAGUCUCCGCGUCAACCAACCAAGGCCUAUCCUACUGGGAUGCCCCACACAACGAGCUACCUUCACUACAAACAGCUGAGAAAAACUUCGUGUCGCAUCCUGCUUCCGCAAAUGUGUCUCAGUAUACAAAUGAGAAUUGGCCACCGAGAGUGGGGCCUCCAAUGUCACAAGAACAGCAAGGAUCGCACUUCUCAAGGCACUUAGUCUUAUCCGGGUCGCCAACUCAGUUGAUACAUGCGGACGACGAAGAUGACGAUUGCUACGACGCUGGGACAGACGAGGAGCCAGAAGACCAGGCGUCAGCCCAGAGUUUUAACCACAUGAGCCUUAUCGUCGCCUCGGCGAAUCAAGAUGAAUGGCGGCUGCGCUCUUUUACCACCUACUUGAACGAGCCUAACAUCCUCGCCUCCUAUCAGCCCUCCCUCGGCUCUUCUCCAUUGAACAACCCCCAAACCGCCCGAAUCUUCCUCCAUUUCAUCCACUCAACCGGUCCAUCUCUUUCUAUCUACGAGCGACGCCCGGUAGAUCCAUCGACCAUGCUGGGAGCCCGAGUUCCGGCAGCACAACAGGGUUUAUGGACAUACACCCUACCUCUCAAGGCAUUGGAGGAUCAGGCAUUGCUGCAAGCGAUCCUGGCUCUUAGCAGUCUUCAUAUAUCGUUCCUUCAACAAGAGUCGCCAGCGGUUUCGCUUAAGCAUUACCACUACGCACUCAAGCGGGUUGGCGUCGCCGUGGGACUCCCCACGCGACGCAAACAGAUUGGCACUCUAGCAGCUACCCUGCUACUAGCAUAUUACGAGGUCAUGUCCGCGGACCACUACAAGUGGAAUAGUCACGUCGCUGGCUCGGCCCAUUUGAUACGCGAAAUCGACCUUGCCAGAAUCACGCGCGACCUCCGUGCGCAUCGACGCCGAGUACUGAUGCAAAGGAAAUCCGCCCCACUCUACAGCCACACGUACCCUUUCAAGCGGGGAGCCUGGGAAGAUGACCCGUUCGCCGAAACAGAGAUGAGCGUUGAUGAUGACAUUGUCGGGUUACUCUUAGGUCGAGCAAUCAAUUACGAUGACUUCGGGCAAGUUGACAAUGACUCGAACAAGCCUCGUCAGCAAUCUUUCACGCGGAAAGACAUUGAGACCCUCAGGAUCCAGUGCGAUCUGUACUGGUGGUAUUGCAAGCAGGAUGCAUUUCAGAGCAUCAUCAGUGGCGGUAGGCUAUUUAUGUCAUAUUCGUUAUGGGGCCAGUGUCCCCCGCGUGCGGGCCUCGGUCGGCUCGACGCCAUAUAUGGUUCCGCCGACCAUAUCUGGUUGCUUUUAGCGCGGUUGGCUGAUUUUGGUUACCGGGACCGGAAAAGAAAACUGAACGCAGUAAAAUCUACGGGGUCUGAAUGGAGACCAGAUGCCGGAUUCUUCAACUUCGUGACACGGUUUGCGGGCCCCGGCACAGCUCCAGGCGCGUCUCAUGGAAGAGGUCAAUCUGGCCUGAAUUCCGGACACCCACAUUCGGGGUCUGUUCCAAGGCACGCGCCAGGUUCACUGCAAUCAAAAGACCCAUCUUCCGGUCGAUCCAAGGAAGUCCCUCCCAUGUAUGGCAUGGCUCCCUCCAGUCUGCCAAAACGACUGCCCCCCUCAUUUGCAGAGUCGGCUCCUGGGGACAGUUCGGGCAACCAGGACCACGAAGACAGUGAACUUUCAUAUAGUGAGGCUGAACAUGAAUGGGAGGAAAUUCGGGCUGCCCUUGACACGUUUGGACAAGCCCUUGGUCCGGAUUUCUCGCCCCUCCCGCCGGAUAGUGCGCCGCCUAUAUCGACGCCAUUCGGACCCGCGCUGCAAUACCGUACCAACACGAUCGCCGUGCUCUGGGGUUAUUACUACACGGGACGCAUUCUUCUUUAUCGACUACACCCGUGCAUGCCACCUGCCAUGAUGAUGGCUGCCGGCGUCGCGGCACCUACCACCGCCGAUUUGUCCCAGGCCAUCGGGAAGAUUGCCGGGGGUAUUUACUACCCGCAGUCCUUUCACCUGGAAACUGGAAACCUGAGUCCCACCCUUGGAUCGUGCCUGAUCGAGGUGACGGUGCCGAUCUUCUUCGCCGCCGUGCAAUUCACCGAUAUCACCCAGCGCAUCUGGGUGGCUACCAAGCUGCGGGACGUGUCGCGCCUGACCGGGUGGCAGUCGUCCGACGCGAUGGCCCAGGGUUGCGAGAGAUUCUGGCGCAUGUCAGCAAAGAGCGGACGCGGCCCUCCCUACGACGCACCGCAUUCUAGAACGGCCGGACAACCGAGAGGAUAUGCUUCCCAGACCAAUAAAAACCCGGAAAGGCGAUUUGUUGCCUUUGAGCCAGCCAAUAACCAGAAUUGGGCCAAGGGGAUUUUGAGCUUGGAAGACGACCUGGUGAAUCUGGAGAUCGUGGAUCAGAAAUAG